This is a messenger RNA of Equus quagga, 1874 nucleotides long. It is a transcript of the gene GDF15, whose product is annotated as growth differentiation factor 15. Gene Ontology annotation, molecular function: growth factor activity; cytokine activity. The record is from RefSeq and is a predicted model, not a curated record. Lineage: Eukaryota; Metazoa; Chordata; Mammalia; Perissodactyla; Equidae. Bases 251 to 1153 code for a protein of 300 amino acids. The transcript is spliced from 2 exons. Gene Ontology annotation, biological process: SMAD protein signal transduction. Gene Ontology annotation, cellular component: extracellular region.
UACUGAGGCUCAGAGAGGCUCCCUGGGGGGAGAGGUUUCCCCACCUUCCCCAGGAGCACCCCCUCCCUCAAAUCCCUCCCCGGAAAAGCAGCCCAAGACCCUGCCCAGCUGUGGUCCCUGGAGUGUUUACUUUGCACCCACGGCAGGCGGGACCAGGCAGGCGGGGGCGGACAAAGUCCGGGGGGACUAUAAAGGCCAGUCCAGCAGCAGCGUCCCGUCAGUCCCGGCUCAGAGCUGAAGUAGCACAGCCAUGCGCGACUUUCCGAUGCUGCUCCUGUCGUGGCUGCUCUUGUGGCUGCCUCCGGGAGGCGCCCUACCUCUCACCCAGGACCACUCCCCGGCCUUCCUGGGACCCUCAGGCGGGCACUCCAGUCUCGAUGUCUCUAGAUUCCGGGAGUUGCGGAAACGCUACGAGCACCUGCAGGCCAGGCUGCUGUUGAACCAGACCCAGGAAGACUGGAACGCCGACCCCAUCCCAGUUGAUCAUGUCCGGAUACUCACCCCGAAGCUGCGGCUUGGGCCCGAUGGCCACCUGCGCCUGCACGCCCUCCGGGCCGACCUGACCGAGGGGCUCCCUGCCGGCUCCCGCCUGCGCCAGGCCCUGCUCCGGUUGUCCCCGCAGGCGCCAGGCUCGUGGGACCUGACGCGGCAGCUGCAGCGCCAGCUCCGCCUCGGCGGCCCCGCGGCUCCCGCGCUCAGCCUGCGCCUGCCGCGGCGAGGGGGCCCGUCGCCCGAGGCGCGGCGCGCGGCACAGCCCCGGCUCGAGCUGCGCUGGCGGCCCCCCGCCGCCAGGGGGCGCCGCGGCGCGCAUGCGCACGCCCGGGACGAGUGCCCGCUCGGGGAGGGGCGCUGCUGCCGCCUGCUGAGCCUGCGCGCGUCGAUCGAAGACCUGGGCUGGGCCGACUGGGUGGUGGCGCCGCGCGAGCUGGACGUGCGCAUGUGCGUCGGCGCCUGCCCGGGCCGGUUCCGGUCGGCGAGCAGGCACGCGGAGGCACAGGCGCGGCUGCACGGCCUGAAGCCCGCCGCCGCGCCUGCGCCGUGCUGCGUGCCCGCCGGCUACGCGCCCGUGGUGCUGCUGCACCGGGCCGCCGACGGCCGCGUGGCGCUCACGCCCUUCGACGACCUCGUGGCCGCCGGCUGCCACUGCCAGUGAGCGGCUCGGCCUCCGCUCGCGGCGCGCGCGCCGCGGACGCACCUCGGGGGCCUUGCCUGUCGAAGGGGCUCGCGGGACCCGGGUCCCCCUUCCUGACCUCCGCCGUCCACUCCCUCCUGCCCAAACGGCUGUAUUUAUGUUUGUAUUUAUUAUUAAUUUAUUGGGGUGACCUGCCUGGGGACUGAAGGGCUGGCCUGGCAGGGUGCGUUUAUUUAAAACUCAGUCAAUAAAAAUGGAGCUGUCGGACCUGACCCUUGUGGUGGCCGGGAUGGAGCUGGUGACCGAGGGAAGGGCCCGCCCCUCCCUGGCCUGAUGCCGCAGGGCACCUGGUACCGGGGCGAGGGCGGCGGGUCAGGGACCGGAUGGCAGCGCGUUCUCGGGGACGCCGGGCGUUGGCUGGCCUUCGUGACUCCAGUGGUCUCAGGGGCAGCCCAGGACGUCCCUCGCUAUCGCCGUGCUUCGCUACUUCCCUGCUCCCGUUCCUGUUUCUGAGACCCUUCCGGCUCUCAGCAACCUUCCAGCCCUCCUCAUCUCUCAGGACUCCUGUUUCUGUAAUUAUCUGGCCCUGACUCUCUAGCACGGUCCUGCUGCUGUCUCUCUCCACGCUGGAGUCACCUUUCCAAACACAGCAGCCCAUCUGCUCACGCGCAUCUGCAAUCAAGUCACGGCCAUCUGCAAUCAAGCGCUUUGACUGUGAUGCGGCCCCUGAUUAGAAGAGUCC